Molecule: messenger RNA, 2363 nt
Organism: Mesoplodon densirostris (Blainville's beaked whale)
Lineage: Eukaryota; Metazoa; Chordata; Mammalia; Artiodactyla; Ziphiidae
Gene: ZNF696
Product: zinc finger protein 696
Exons: 4
Coding region: 725-1744 (339 amino acids)
Biological process (GO): negative regulation of transcription by RNA polymerase II
Molecular function (GO): DNA-binding transcription repressor activity, RNA polymerase II-specific
Source: RefSeq, a predicted model, not a curated record
GCGGACCUGGGCUUGGGCAGGGGGUGUGGAGGCUGGGCCGCGCCCGCGAGGGAAACAGAAAUAUGGGCGCAAGGAUGGGCCGUCCCUACGGGGCACGGGGCCCUUGUCUGUCCUGGGCCCUCCCUGCGAAAGGGCUCACAUCCGGGAGGAGAGCGGAAGCGGGGGGCGGCCCUACUCCCGCCGCUGUGACGGCCCCGGGGACAGCCUUCCCCGCCCAUUGUGACGACCAGUGUGAAGGCCCCGGGACAGCCUCAGACAGUUCCCUGAAGUGAAAUCACAGUUUAAUUUUAAGGCCUUUGUAAAUCAUCGAAUUACCCGCCGUCCAGUGCACUUUUUCUUCUUCCAGCGGUGUAUGAAGGCAGGUGUCCCACUACUGGUGUUUCUGCAGAAAGCAGCAGGCAGAGCCCCAGCCUGGGUCCACAGAACGCCACAGAGAGGGCUACCCUGAUGGACACAUGCACAGGUGCCAGGAGCGCCCCCUCCCCACUGUGACACCGGAAGUGUUUUCAGAUGUGGCCACACGUACCUGCUUUGCUGCCAACCGCUUCUCUCUGCAUUCCAGGCCAUGAGGCCGUACCAGGGUGUCACCAGAGCCUGGGGGUCUGUCUCCCCUGACUCGUGAGACCAGGCAGACUGAGCUUUCCUAGCACAGGCACCGAGUGGCAGCCCGGCUUCCUGCGACGCUGCUUCGGUGGCUGAGCAAGGGGCUCAGAGCCCAGGGCUGAUGCCACGGCAAGCAACCUUAGAAGAAGGGAGGCGCCGUGGACAGGCUGUGCCAGGACUGUUACGGGGGCCUCCCCGGGCACUGCGGUUUCCAGACCCUUGUGGGAAUGAGGAAGCUGGAGAGAGGCCCAGAGGUUCCCCUCGGGGACCAGUUGUUUAUGAGGAAACUGGAGGGCAGAAUGGCCAUGAGGACAGUGUGUCUGGGUCAGAGAUCACCCUGAAUACAGCCUCCACGGCCGACAGGAGAGGCCACUGGAAAGGACGGCCUUACCGAUGCAGCACCUGCGACAGGAGCUUCAAAUGCUAUUCAGAUGUGGUGAAACACCAGAGCAUUCACUCUGGGGAGAAACCCUACGAGUGCAGCGACUGUGGGAAGGCCUUCAUCCACAGCUCCCACGUCGUCAGGCACCAGCGCAUUCACAAUGGGGAGAAGCCUUACAUUUGUAAGGAGUGUGGGAAAGCCUUCAGCCAGAGCUUCAACCUCAUUAGACACCAGAGGAUCCACACGGGAGAGAAGCCCUACGAAUGUGCUGAGUGUGGCAGGUCCUUCAGUCAGAGGUCAGAUGCCAUUAAGCACCAGAGAAUUCACACUGGCGAGCGGCUGUAUGAGUGCAGCGAGUGCGGGAAAACCUUCAUCCACAGCUCAAACGUUGUCCGGCACCAGAGAAUUCACCACGGAGAGAAUCCUUACGAAUGCAAAGAGUGUGGGAAAGCCUUCAGCCAGAGCUCCAACCUCAUUCAGCACCAGCGGGUCCACACUGGGGAGAAGCCCUACGCCUGCCAGGAGUGCGGGCGCGCCUUCAGCCGCAGCUCCUUCCUCAGCGAGCACCGGCGCAUCCACACCGGGGAGAAGCCCUACGAGUGCGGCGAGUGCGGCCGCGCCUUCAGGGCCCUGUCGGGCUUCUUCCGGCACCAGAGGAUCCACACUGGGGAGAAGCCUUUCCGCUGCGCCAGGUGUGGCAGGGCCUUCCGCCUGAGCUUUCAUCUUAUCCAGCACCAGCGAGUUCAUGGCACGGAGUGAGCCUGUUGGGGGGUGAACGUGGAGUGGAAAAUGGAGUAAAUAAGAUUGGAGUGUGGGUACAGCGCCCUUCACUUUUUGUCCACGCCCCCAGCUUUGUGUACUUCGCCCCACAGGAAGAGGGUAAAACUGCCUUGCUGGUCUCCAAGCCUGCCCGUGGAGGCCUGCAGUUUGUCGACCACCGCCUUGCCAGGAGCACUGGAAAGGAAAGAGGAGCCUCAGGGAAGGAGACGUGAUGGCGACGUGUGCCUCGGAAGUUAAGUUAUUUCAUUUUCACAGCACUGGGUUUUUUCCUGAAGUAUAAUUUACAUACAGUGGAACGCACAGAUCUUAAGUGUUUGGUUUUAUGAGUUUCAACGAGUACAAUGUGCUUUGACCUUUACGACCACCACACUCUCAAGAUGUAGACUAUUUCCAUCACCCCAGAAAGUCUCCUCAUGCCCCUUCAAGUCAGCCCCUCAUCCUGAGAGGCAGCCAGUGAUCUCGUUUCUGUCACUAUAGUUUUGCUUGUUCUAGAAUGUUAUAUAAAUAGUGAUAUAAUUUAUACUCUUCUGUCUUUUUCCCUUUGCUUAAUGUUUUUGGAUGUUUAUCCAUGUAUCAGUAGGUUUUGGGGGUUCUUUUG